AUGUCUGUAGUUGUCCGUGGUCGUUAUAAAUUCUCAAACGCUACAGUGUUUUUUGAAGUGUGUGAUAUUUAGCUGUAGUUAACUGUGGUGUACGAAUUUUAUCAUUCGUUCUUAAUUGUUGUUGAUUGUGCUAGAACGUUUGAGUAGUUAUAUAUUACCGUUUGUUAUUUCAUAAUUAGCAAUACUGGCGUCUAACGCAGUAAUUGCCCUUCCGUUUUACGAAAGUUGGAACAUAAUGGAGGUUGAUAAUUAUCAAGAAUCUGCUGAACCGGACAGUACCCAGCCUCAUAUAGAGGAGUCGACUUCAAGCAUUUCUGAGAAACCUCCUAAAGAUAAGCUUAUUUCAAUGUUGGAUAGAGUUGAGAAACUAGUGGAGCGAAUGAGGCGCGAUGCCUUAAGAAUGGAAGAAGAAAAAGACAUUCUGUUAACAACGUUGGACACAGUUAAGAAUUCUGAGGUUAUCGUCGAACUUCAUGAAAGUGAGCAGGAAGAGGUGUUCCACUACGCGGAGCACAUCUCGAACCGCUGCCUCACGGUGGAGGUGCACGUGAGGACGACGCGCGACCGCAUGCAAGAGGACGCCCUGUACAAGGUGAACGGCCUGAUCGACGCGCUGGUGGUGGGGCUGCGCGGAGACCCGGCCGGCGCCAAGGCCCGCUGCCUGUCCUUCAUGAACUCCUGCUCGUCCCAGCCGCAGGGCCCCGCCGACAAGAGCUUCGAGACGGCCGUCCUGGGCUGCACCCUGGACGACCAGAAGCGGGUCAAGAAGCGCCUCCAGGGCCUGCUGGAGUACAUCGACUGCACCACCAAGUUCGCUUAGUCGCUCCGCCCUGUUUCCGCGGAGUAAUUUCUUCACUGUUUAAUGCAGUCACAAAGGUGGAUGAAUUUAAUUCGCGUGUGUUGUAGCCGACUUGAAUUGUGAAAAAGUAACAAACAAUCUCAAGGUCGUGGUAAGCUUCUUGUGUACACAGUUCAAUCUUGCUACUCACAGUUAUGGGAAAAUGGUUUUUUGUCAUUGGUAAUCCUUAUUUGAGAAGAACAUUACACAUUAUAGUAACUAAAACUAUUUUUUUUUAAUAAUUGGGGUCUGCAGCUUUGAAAAUAUAUUUAACUUGUUUUUAAACUUUUUUCUUGUGAUCAAAAAUUGUGUUUUAAUAAACCAUAAUAUCCCUAAAUAAAUAUCCAAGUUAUAUAUAAUUUAAAUAAUUUUCCUAGUAAAAGUUUUACCAUUACAAAUUAGAUGUGUUGUGUGAUAGUUGAGUUUAGUCCUCUUUUAGUUUUUAAUAAUCAUGUAUGCAUGUACAGUAAACAUAUUACUUAAAUUUUUGUGUAGACAUUCAAAGCAUUUCUUUCGUUAUUUUGUGGAAUCAUUCUGUUUUAAUGAAUAGAAUGUCAAGUCACUUUCAUAAUAGAAAACAUAUUUCUUAAAUGCCAUCACUCACUUGACCACAAAAUUACUGAUGUAUUCUAGACCAUUGAAAAAAGAUCCAAAGCAGCCUUACAUGACGAAAAUUGCCAUAGAUAUCAUAUGACAUGAUCUCAGUGUUUCUUGAAACACCUGUCACUUUUUUGUGCCCGUUAUAUUUGGUCAAGUGCAUCCAAAAGUUUCUUUAAGGCAGAUUUUUUACUGUGCUAUCUAUUAGCAUAGAGUUUACAUUAAAUUGUAUGCAUCAGUAGCACUUUCAGGUAGAUAAAUAUAUUUCGUCAGUAGCUGCUCAUUGUAAACCCUUUUAUUAAUUACCAUACGAUGCAAACGAAAAGGAUUUUCCACAAGUAAAACAAUGGAAAAGUUAAACUAAAACUGGCUGCUGUUAUUUUUUUUUACCAGCUGAAAUGCCUUUUACAUUACUGUGUAAGUACCUAAUAUUAAUGUUAAUGUAUGUGUUAUAUUUUGUAUCGAUAUAGGUUGUUAAUUGUCCCAAGUGGACAUUUUGUGUUUAACUAUAGUGGUGGAGGGGAUUGAAAUAGUUAUUAUUCAAAAAUGACUGUUCGUUCACAGCAUGUCUUGGUAUAUUUAAAAUAUUUGGCGAACCUAACAAGUGUAAGGAAGCUCAGAGAAUUUUGGACAAGGAAAAUAGAAUUAACCUAACAAAUUCUUAAAAAUCCAUGGGAUUUAUUUAACUAUUUAAAAUUUUCUGGGCAGAGUAAACCCGUUGUUUGAAUUUGUUUAUUGUGCAUUUCCAUGCAAGCUGGGGUCAUGUUUGAACAAUUCAUAAAGCUGUACGUUAUUCCACAUUAAUUUCGACACUUCUUUUUGUGACAAGAAAAUGUUUCAAUGUGUGCAAGAGUAGCUAAUCAACCCAUUCCUCGCGAUAAUGCAAUUUAAUCCACGAGCAAUAUUCUAUAACACUUUCUCAUUGCAAAUUAACCAACAAAAUUUGUUUUGUAUGUAGAUGAAAAACAUCCAUAUUUAUUGUGUUAUUUUCACUGACGUAUGUUAAUUUGUGCAUAUUGGUGUAGUUUAGGCAAGGGACUGUAAAUUCUCUAAGCAGUAGAGGCACUCAACUGCCACUUGGAGGAAAGGCAAAAGGCAGAGUGAACGACAAUGUACACACUUACUUCCGCCCACUUCUUUGGCAGCCAUCUACUUUCGACUUGGUUUCUAAAGUUUAAAUCAACGUUUAAUUUAUGGCGAGUUGUAGCGUGCUGGUUUAUGAAAUGGCUCUAAAAAUCAGUCAAAUUUCUGGUACUGUGCAGUAAAGGUUUGCAGAAACUAUUUGGCAUGAAAGUACAUAGUGUAAAUAUUUUGUUCAGGCUAUUAAGUUAUUCCAGUACUAUUCAGACAUCACUAAACUAUAGGUAGGAAUUAUAUGGUGACUUGCUAUAAUACAUAACACCAAAAAAGCAUGUAAAUGCAUAUAACACCAAAAAGUAUGUAUAGUUACACCAUAUAACACCAAUGUGCAAGUUGCUAUGCUAUUAAGUACUAAAAUGCAACUAAAAUGUUAUGAAAUUAAUUUGCAUUUUUAAUUAAACAACUUAAAUCACACAAACAUGUUUCAAUAUUGUUUCAAAUUAAAUGAAAUGUAGCUUGAAAUUUGUAUUGAAAUGUAGCUUUAAAUAGAUUGGGGAAAAAUUUUUUUUUAUCUUGCAACUCAUGUUUACAUCGUGACGUUGGAAAAUUCUUAAAUACACGAAUAUAUAUGCCAGUGGUUUUUUAUUCUAAAUAUACAUGCGUAUUUCAAAUUAUUAUAUUGAGAAAGUGCUUCAUUUAUCAGUCAAAAUGACACACUUAUAGAAACAAGUAUCACGCAACAUUAUUCAAAAUUGUUUAGUAACAAAAUUGGCCAAAAAAUAAAACAAUACAACCUUGUCUUUAACUUCAGUAGAUAGGCUUAUUUACAAGUGCAGUUUGUCAUGGGUUGAGCCGGUAUGUUUGGGAGAAUGUGAUAGGUAGGGUGAAUUUUGGCACUCACUUGUAGGGAAUUAGCCUUGUUUAUGUAUUUGUAAGUUUAAAGUAACUUUUUUUUUUGCUUUGGUUCAGAUUACAUAAAUAAAAUUGUGUUAAGCUGGUGGAAAACCCUGGAAAAAAAUCGAGCACUGUAAUCUUACAUUUUGAGUGGCUACCCAGUUAGUAUUUUGUAGGCAUAACAACUUGCACUAUUAAUUCUGUGAUGUGAAACACUCUUGAUUUCACCGUCCUACUUGCCUAGAGAUGUGUGGUACCAAAAUCAAACAGGUUUCAGUAGCAGCCUUUAUCAAAAUCUUACGUGUUAUCUGUGACGUAAUGUGGUAUCAGUUUGACUGGAUUUAUGUCUUUGGUUGUUAAAGUGAAAUUAUUUACUGCUGUACCACUAUACAGUGAUGUCCUAGCCUCCAAUUACAAAAGUAGUUUUUUUUUUUACCAUAAAAAUAUCACAUUGAAUUUGUAAUUAUCUGUGAAGAUAUUUCAUAUUUGGUCAAAGGGAGAAAAUAAAAUUUCUAUAUUGUGUACAAGUCUACUAUAAUCACACACUUUCUGUAUUUCAAAUGUAAAAACUAUCAUGCCACUGAAAGUUGUUAUUUGUAUUUUCAUCGUGUAUAACUUAGCUAUGCAAGUGCUGAUUUAUUACGCAGUUGUAAGCAUAUUCAUUGGUAUUUUGGUGAUAUCCGGUUAUGUGGCAUGUGAACUGUAUAUUGCGACUGAGAAAUAUCUUGCCAUGUGUUCCUAGACAAGUAUUUGUUUUUUUGGAGCAUCUUUUAAGUAACGGAGAGGUUUGAGGUUUUUAUUUCUACGACCUAUCAUACGUUCCAUAUGUAUAAAGAGUACUAGUCAGGGUGUCCAUAUUAUGGAGAGUCAGGAAAGUUGAAAUUGGUCAAGGAAAGUCAUGGAAAUUACUUUGAAACCUGGAAAAGCAGUGGAAAAUUUUCGGUGAGAGAAUAAUUUGAGGCAGAAAUGUCAUCCUGGUAUGCCAUCAGUCACCCGUACUUUGAACACUUUUUUAUUUCCAGAUGUGUUUUAGUGCAUAGUAAACUGGGAUAUGUGAGGUUCUGUUUGAACUAGUACAGCUGUAGGGAGGUGGGGGCUGGAUUGUGUUUAUUUAUUUCAGAAAAUUGCAAAAUAUAUAAAAUUAUUUUCAAAAAUUCAUUGGGGAAAGUUAUGGAAAAGUCAGGGAAAUUAUUUCUACAGAUUUGUGUGGACACCCAGAGAGUGAAAAGCUAUCUCAGUUACUUGAUGUUCUGUGCAGUUCGGUUUUGGCUUCAGUUGCUUGAAUGCUGCUCAAGUUCUUAUCAGAUGUGACCGUAUACAUUAUGAUCGACCAUUUCAUUAGCCUGCCCUGUGGUAACUUCUUACUCUGUUAGUUGUAUUUUGCGUGUUCGUUGAUGUGGAUUCUUUCAGGCUUAAAUUAAUUAGAAUUAAUUUUUUACUGCGAUCAUUCUGUGAACUGAUCACUCAGCCAUUCAGCUUUAAACUUGUACAUAGCAAAUGAUGUACAACCUUGUGAUCUAUCAUGGUGUUCUUUUUGUUGCAUACUGGGCGUGAAGGUACACACCACAUCGAUAAUAAUCAGAUGUAUGAAGUGCAGAGGAAAAAGUUAGAAUUAUAGCCAGUUUUGAAGAGAUAAUUUAUAAUGAAAAACAUUGUUAUUAUGUGUGCAUUAUUUCAGUUAGUUGCUUCAAUGUUAAGUAUGUACCUGAACUUUCGAUGGACAAAAAUUAUGUUUCCCUAGACUCCCACAUGUUGAUAUCCAUCUUCUACAUAAAAAUUAUUCCAUUUUUUUGUGUGUGUGCUUUGCAAGCGGACAUGAGCUCCAUGAAGGUCGCUAAAAUAUGUUUCGAAAAGGAGGAUCAUGUAAAUAUUUAUAACUUGGUGUCCAUGUACUGGAAAGUCAGGGAAGUUAGAAUUAGCCAGGGAAAUUACUGAAAAUUAUGGAAAAGACCUGGAAAUUCCCCAGUGUUGGUAUGAGGGGAAAAUUUCAUGCUUGUGUCCGUCCCCCAGAACUGUGAAAGCAUUUUAUUCAGGUUCUCUUUGAGAUAAAUUAAGUGGCGGGAGAACUGCAACAUCUAUAGGAAUGUGUAAAUUGUAUUAAAAAAAUAUUCAGGGAAGGCCAGGGAGAUUUUUUUGCAGAUUUGUAUGGACACUAUGGUUAAAAAUGACUGAGGAAAUUAAAUCCCAAAAGCAAGUAUGAACAUCAUUACUUCUGUUUCCACUUGUCCAGUAGCUCUACAUAUAUAUAUAAUAUUCUUGGCACAGUGAAGGUUUGAAGAAAAGUUUUUAUUGAAUACACUAAAGAAUUGUCUUGAUUGUAUCAAUAUACUAAGAUUGUUGUGUAACCACUUCUGAUUAAAACUAGAGGAUAAUCUAAGUACAUAUAUACCAGUGAGGGAAUGGAAGCCUGGCUGUAUUGCAAAAAAAUGUUUGGCCAUAAUUAAAUUUUCAGUUUGUCAUUUAUCUUUUAUGUUUUUUCCAGUUUAGAAUGUGCUUUAUCACUGGAGAAGUAAAUUUUUGAAUUUCUGUUGUGGUUUACCGGACAAAUCGUGCAGUAUAUUAUUGCUUAGUAUGUAAGAUGAUGAUGUAGCAAAAUGUUUGUGUUUGGCCAGUAGGCCUCGAUUUCAUGUUCUUAAUUUUAGUGCCUGUAACACAGAUGUGAUUUUGAAUGUUAUAGACAGCUAGAUUAUCUUUACAAAAAUAUACUGGAGAUUGUUUUGAUUGAAAAACUCUCUUUUGAGAACUGUAUUCAGACUGGCUGUUUUAUUUGUUUUGCUUUUAAAUUUAAGAAGAUUUAAAAGUCCUUACAAUUUGUAGAAAAUGUAUAUCCCUCUCAGUACUGACCAUCACUUAGAGUAUGUAAAGGAAGUCUUCUAUAUUAACUAACAUACAUUUUUAAAGUGUAAAUUUAUUUAAACCAGCCUUAUCUUUGAGUUUUUUUUCCUGUUAUCUUGAUAAUUUCUCUCUCGUUAAGCUUUAUAAUUUUUGUCAUAAGACUACUAUUCUUUAUUUAUGUACUUAUGCUUAUUUUUGAUUGGCAUCUUCACCAUCCUGUGAUAGCUCAAGACUGCUUAUUUUCAACAUAUUUUUUACCAUCGGUUCACAUAAUUUAUUGCUUUAAUGUCAUUUAAACCAUUAACUUGACAUUCCAGGCAUAUUUUAAAAAGACACUUUUUUUUUAAGAUGGUCUACUAGAUUUUAGUACAUAUUGUGUUCCUAUAACUGUGGCACAAUUUUUUCCCCUGCAUUCGUAUGUCACUUAUUCCAGUGUUUUGGUGAAACCUUGAUUACAUUAGACUAUGUUUAUGUAAUUUAUUUUGAAAAUGACAUAAGUUACUGAAGUAAACCAAGUUGUAAAUGAGAAGGAGAUCUAGAUAAUGCUUGAAUUUGGGAAGUUUUUGCCAAGAUCGCAGUUUUGCUUCUUAGUAGGGUUAUUUUGACAAACGAGUAUUGGUGUUGUGAAGUUCUUGGGCUCUUGUCCCACGCAUGCGUAAGUGUUUUGCGUGAAAUACGGUGAUAAUAUUGUGUGGUGCUUUUAAAUCGUACAGGUACAGGAUAUCAGACCUAGGCUUGGAGUUCCGACCUACAAAGCCCAAAUAAUAGCACAAAUAUGUAUUUGUCUAAAUCUUUAUCACAUGAAAUUUUUCCAUGAAGGUAGGUUUACUAUUGAAAAUUGAGGUUUAGUAGUGUGCCUAAGAUAUGACAUUAUGUAUUCAAAGAAAGUUGUUUAAGAUGGGUUGUGUUGCAUAUCAGCUAUUGAAACGACUUAUGUCUUAACAGAGGAGGUUAUAUUUUAUAUUUUUCCUUAAGAAACUGUAGGAAGCACCAAAGCAGAGUAGUUUGUGUUGGUGCAACAUAAAGUUUUCUUUGGAAAAGUUGGUUAUGAUAUAGUAUGAAAGGAGUAGGAAAUAAUAAAAUAUUAGUUACCGUAAUACAAGAAACAAUUGGAUACUUAAAAGAAAAUUGCAUGAAAUACUAAUAAAUAAAAAAAAACCUGGUUGGAAUCUUUAUUUUGUUUUAUGAUUUUGAGAAUUGAUUAUUCUGGUCAAUUAUUGCUGUUAUGAUUCUGUAAAAAUAUACUCCAUUAAUUCAUGAAUAUAUUUUGUAACUGUACGGCAAUUUUAUGUUGGCUUGGAAUAGAUGGAAUAGUACUUAUAUGGUAGUAAAGUUAAAUAUUUGUCAUAGAUUAAGUUCAUAAUUCCCAAGUUCUUAAUUUGUAAACCUACCUUAACUAAUUUUUUUUUAAUACUCUAGGCUGAAUCGGUACGAUUAAAAUUUUACAAGUUAUCGUUAUUAAUGAUUUCUCUGUUCUUCUAGUUAUGAUUCGUCAAAGAAGUUUGAUUGAAGCUGGUUAUAGAUUAUUUCAGGUUUUGUAUGUCUUGUAUGCUUCAUACAAUAUUGUGCUACAUAUUUUUAUAUUUUGUUAAAAAAACUAAAAAUAACACAAUGCCACAUUUUUGGACCUGGUAAUUUAAUGUAAUGUUAAAUUACCUCUUAGGCCAUAUAUAUUUGCCAGUUAAUGUAUAUGAACACACCAUGAAAUUAUUUUGAAUUAAAGUUUCAGAUCAUUCUGGUUGUAUAUUUUGAAAAUAUUCUCAGCAUUGUAUAAGUGUGGUUUUUUUUUAACGUAAACUACUCUUGAUUUACAUAUUAUUAGCCUGGUUUAUUGAUGAUCCUUUCCUCAGUCUGUUUAGUUCUGGUAUCUUUGUGUGUUGUGUUCUAUUUCAUUCACAUGGAUGGUGGCAUUAUGCAUGCAUGUCAGUUUUUCCUCAAUUUUAGGUGCUGUGCAAAUUUUGACAAAAAGAUGGUUUUAUUAGUGCACACUUUGUAUGGUUUUAGUUCACAUCAUGUAAUAACUGCUAGAAUUUUGAUUUUUAAUGUCUUGUGUAGUAAGCUCUUUUUACGUAUAAAGUUUCAUAACUUCACCAUUGAGUCUGUUUUUUUUUUUCUGAAUAUAUUUAUUGGUGACUGGUAGUACAUUUCUGACUGGUUCUAAUUUUUGGAAAAGUCCUGUGAUAUACAGUUUUAAAUUAACUCUUUAUCUGAAAUGGCUGCAUCUAGAUGAACAUACAUAAUAUUAUGAUUACCCUUCAUUCAUUAUAUUUUUAGAUUAACACGCUUAACUAGUAAUUUAUUUUAAUGUAUAGAUUUCAACUUGUUUUUUGUUGCUGAAUUUUCAGUAGUUAUGCAUGGCUUCUUCUGUUGAAUUAAGUUUUAUUUAGUAGCCAAGUUAAAGGUGACACAGUGUGAUAGAACUGUAUCAUGUAAUAUCGCAUAAAAAUUGUGUGAUAUCAUAAAAGAAUUUAAAAUGUAAUUGUAACAAGAUAAUUCUUGAUCGUAACUAUAUAGUGAUUGCCUGAUUGGUGGACAGAAUGUAAAACUAGCUUUUUAACUAUUGUAUGAUAUAAUUAUAGUGUAGAGAUACAUGGUUAUAAAGCUAUUGGUCAUUAUUUGACAGUAGCACACUUCUUUUGUUCACCAUAACUUGUAGGUUCGACUACAGUAUAGCAUUUUGUGAAAUUUUUUUUUUAUGCAAAAACAGUUCAGAAAUUUAAUUGCAGUCUUUAAUACUGCCAAUUGUAACUUACAGACUGAAUUAUAGUGUUUAAAUCUUACGUUAGUUUGAAGUUAUGUUUCUGUAGUACCAUAGUAUUUAGUCUUAAUAAACAUUUCUUGUUUGAUUGGUG
This is a messenger RNA of Bacillus rossius redtenbacheri, 9096 nucleotides long. RefSeq names its product BAG family molecular chaperone regulator 2. The coding region runs from base 236 to 820 and encodes 194 amino acids. The transcript has 3 exons. Gene Ontology annotation, molecular function: adenyl-nucleotide exchange factor activity; protein-folding chaperone binding. The record is from RefSeq and is a predicted model, not a curated record. NCBI's taxonomy places the organism in Eukaryota, Metazoa, Arthropoda, Insecta, Phasmatodea, Bacillidae. Gene Ontology annotation, biological process: protein stabilization.